Messenger RNA from Radiomyces spectabilis, 1084 nucleotides. RefSeq names its product adaptin ear-binding coat-associated protein 1. The transcript is spliced from 7 exons. Gene Ontology annotation, cellular component: membrane; clathrin vesicle coat. Gene Ontology annotation, biological process: endocytosis. The record is from RefSeq and is a predicted model, not a curated record. Bases 90 to 719 code for a protein of 209 amino acids. Lineage: Eukaryota; Fungi; Mucoromycota; Mucoromycetes; Mucorales; Radiomycetaceae.
UUCGAUUUUCACAGAUUUGAAAAUAAUUCCAAUGCACCAUACUGUUUUUUCUUUUCUGAAAUAUAUAAUACAUAGCAAUCAUUACAUACAUGGAAACUGAUUACGAAAGCGUGCUGUUGGUUGUCCGAGAAUGUUUUGUUUAUCGAAUUCCACCUAGAACAGCAGCAAGAGGUUACAGGGCAGCGGAAUGGGAUGAUCUGGGAAGCUCCUUUUUGUGGAAAGGACGAUUGCGUGUCAUAAGUAAAGGCAAAUCUUGUUCCAUCCGACUAGAGGACGGUGAGACAGGUGAACUGUUUGCUGUAUGCCCCUAUGAGAUCCAAGGAAAUUCCGUGGAAGGCGUUUUAGAUUCAAGCCGUUAUUUUGUUCUGAAAAUUGAACAUGAAGGACGGCAUGCUUUUAUCGGGAUGGGAUUCCAGGAACGAAGCGAUGCGUUUGAUUUCAAUGUUGCAUUACAAGACUUUGCAAAACAACUUCGUGCGGAAGAAGCGGCCGAAAACCGUGCUGUUCACGGUAGUGAUGCACCAAAGCAAGAUUACAGUCUAAAAGAAGGACAGACGAUCAAUAUUACGAUUGGCAACGUUGGGGGCAAACGAUCGCGUCCACGGCCUGCCGCAAAUGCAUCCAAUAGCAAUACAGGAUUCGUACCACUCAUUCCCCCUCCCCCUUCUGCACAGCAAGUGAAGCAACAGCAGCAGCAGCAACGACAGCAUCCAUUCUAGACCCCAUUCUCUGUCAAGGAGAAAGUAGGUUUCUCUAUUUGGAAAGAAAGUCAAUUAUAAUCUUGAUCGUCAUAUUUUUUUUUUGUUUGAACAUCGAAAAGAGAAAAAUAGAAAAAUUUUUGUUGGUCUAUGAAGGACAUCCAAAAUUAUCGAUAUGAUACGAACCCAUGGGUGGCUCAAAAUCAUUUUGAGCAAUUAUUGAAUGUUUCACAUGUGCACUUCAGAAACAAAAUUUUGUGGAUCGUCAGUGGAGAAGCGAUCGCCGCAUAAAGUUGUGUGUGAAACUUCCGCUUUACCCGGGAACGCCCAGCAAUCAUCUGGAUCUAUUUUUAGGCGAUCCUUCUUCUUUGAGGGGAGAACACCGC